AUGCUGCCUGCCUUCUGUCCCGCAAACAGCGCCCUCCUCAUCCUCACCACGCAAGCCGGUGCCGGUUUCCUUCCCCGGAAGGCUGUCCCUCUGCGCCUCCGCAGGGAUCCCCUCCUCCGCCUCCCCCUCCUCCGCUUCCUCCUCCACCAGGGCUCAGCCCAAAGGCCAUUUCCUGUGAGGUCUUCCCAGGCCGUCCUGCCUGCACCCCGCCGUCACCGUCCCCUGACGCGUUCGCUGGAAGGCACCGCCAUGGUCUCCAACUGUCGCACUGGCUUAUUUAUCCCCAGGAUGUCCUCCUUCCAGGAAAUGAGCUCCAGGGAGCCUGCAUCCCGCUCACCGCGGGAGCUUCCACACCAGAACCCAGAGCAGUGCCUGGCCCGUCCUAGGCACUCCCUAAAUAUGACCCGUGAUCUCGUGCGUCAGGGCGUGUCCCUGUACAUCCCCCAGGCCGCCAUCAACGCCACCGUCAGAGAGGACAUCCUGCUUUCCGUUGAGUACUCGUGUCACGGCGUGCCCACCAUCGAAUGGACGUACACGUCCCCCUGGGGCGUGCAGAAGAUCGUGGAGUGGGAGCCGGGGACGCGGGCCAACGUCUCCCGAAGCCACAGGGACAGAGUCUGCACCUUCGACAACGGCUCGCUCCAGCUCUUCGGUGUGGGCGUGAGGGACUCUGGCUCCUACGUCAUCACCGUGACCGAGCGCCUGGGGAGCAGCCAGUUUGGCACCAUUGUGCUGCACGUCUCGGAGAUCCUCUACGAAGACCUGCACUUUGUCGCCGUCCUCCUCGCCUUUCUUGCUGCUGUGGCCGCGGUACUCGUCAGCCUCAUGUGGGUUUGUAACAGAUGUGCAUACAAAUUUCAGAGGAGGAGACGACACAGACUCAAAGAGAGCACAGCCGAGGAGAUGGAGCUGCAGGGCGUCGAGUGUUAGGCAGGCGGGCGCCUGCCCUCCUACCUCGGGACGAAGCCAUCCAUGGAA
Messenger RNA from Carlito syrichta (Philippine tarsier), 978 nucleotides. It is a transcript of the gene VSTM5, whose product is annotated as V-set and transmembrane domain containing 5. Gene Ontology annotation, biological process: positive regulation of excitatory synapse assembly; filopodium assembly. Bases 1 to 930 code for a protein of 309 amino acids. The record is from RefSeq and is a predicted model, not a curated record. NCBI's taxonomy places the organism in Eukaryota, Metazoa, Chordata, Mammalia, Primates, Tarsiidae. The transcript has 4 exons. Gene Ontology annotation, cellular component: axon; plasma membrane; dendrite.